UUUCCUCAGCUGGGAUUGGAAAGUACUAGGACAUUAAGUUUUUCAUCUCUGUGUGUUGCCUCCUUUCUGAAGAAUGAUGGGGCUGCUGUUACAUGGAAGAGGACUCAUCCUGAGUCUAAUUUUCCUCCUGUUUAAGUUGUCAAGAGCUGAAAUACCACUUUCAGUUCAACAGGUUCCAACGAUCAUAAAGCAGUCAUAUGUGCAAGUUGCCUUUCCCUUUGAUGAGUAUUUUCAAAUUGAAUGUGAAGCUAAAGGAAACCCAGAACCAAAAUUUUCAUGGACCAAGGAUGGCAAACAUUUUGAUCUUUCUGACCCCAGGAUAAUUGUAUCUAACAAUUCAGGCACAUUCAAGAUCCCAAAUGAGGGGCACAUCUCUCACUUUCAAGGGAAAUACCGCUGUUUUGCAUCUAAUAGACUAGGAACUGCAAUAUCAGAAGAAAUAGAGUUCAUAGUUCCAGGUGUUCCAAAAUUCCCAAAAGAAAAAAUUGAACCCUUGGAUGUGGAAGAAGGGGAUUCCAUUGUCCUGCCCUGCAACCCUCCCAAAGGCCUCCCACCUUUGCAUAUCUAUUGGAUGAAUAUUGAAUUAGAACACAUUGAACAAGAUGAAAGAGUAUACAUGAGCCAAAAGGGAGAUCUGUACUUUGCAAAUGUGGAAGAAAAAGACAGUCGAAAUGAUUACUGUUGCUUUGCUGCAUUUCCAAAAUUAAGGACAAUUGUACAAAAAAUGCCAAUGAAACUAACUGUGAACAGUUUAAAGCAUGCUAAUGAUUCAAGUUCAUCCACAGAAAUUAGUUCCAAGGCAAAUUCAAUCAAGCAAAGGAAACCCAAACUUCUGUUGCCUCCCGCUGAGAGUGGUAGUGCAUCCACAAUGACUGUCCUCAAAGGGGAAACCCUGUUACUUGAAUGUUUUGCUGAAGGCCUACCAACUCCACAGGUCGAGUGGAGCAAACUGGGUAGUGAAUUACCAAAGGGAAGAGAAACAAAAGAAAAUUAUGGAAAGACAUUGAAGAUAGAAAACAUCUCCUACCAUGACAAAGGAAAUUAUCGCUGUACAGCUAACAAUUUGUUGGGAAAAGCCAGUCAUGAUUUUCAUAUCAUAGUACAAGAGCCUCCACACUGGAAAAAGAAACCUCAGAGUGCAGUGUACAGCACGGGGAGCAAUGGCAUCUUGUUGUGUGAAGCGGAAGGAGAACCUCAACCCACAAUCAAAUGGAGAGUCAAUGGCUUCCCAAUUGAAAAUCAUCCAUUUCCUGGUGACGUUAUGUUCCCCAGGGAAAUCAGUUUUACAAAUCUACAACCAAACCAUACUGCUGUAUAUCAAUGUGAAGCCUCAAAUAUCCAUGGGACCAUCCUUGCCAGUGCCAAUAUUGACGUUGUAGAUGUUGUCCCACUGAUACAAACGAAGAACGAAGAAAAUUAUGCAACGGUAGUUGGGUAUAGUGCCUUCUUACACUGCGAGUACUUUGCUUCACCCAAGGCCACUGUAAUCUGGGAAGUGGCUGAUGAAGCACAUCCCCUUGAAGGCCAUCGGUACCACACCCAUGAAAACGGCACACUGGAGAUCUACAGAACUACUGAGGAAGAUGCGGGAUCAUACUCUUGUUGGGUAGACAACGCAAUGGGAAAAGCCGUCAUCACAGCCAACUUGGAUAUUAGAAACGCUACAAAGCUCAAAAUUUCUCCAAAGAAUCCUCGAAUCCCCAAAUCACACGUGCUUGAACUACACUGUGAAAGCCAAUGUGACUCACAUUUGAAACACAGUUUGAAGUUGUCCUGGAGUAAAGAUGGAGAAGUUUUUGAAAUGAAUGGCACAGAAGAUGGCAGAAUAGUGAUUGAUGGAGCUAAUCUGACCAUAUCUAACAUCUCAGUAGAAGAUCAGGGUAUUUAUUCCUGUUCUGCUCAAACUGCUCUUGAUAGCAUUUCUGAGAAAACUCAAGUAACCGUCCUUGGUGUUCCAGAUCCUCCAGGAAACCUUCUCUUGUCAGAAAGACAAAACAGGAGUGUCCGGCUGUCCUGGGAAGCUGGAGAUGACCACAACAGCAAUAUCAGCGAGUACAUUAUAGAAUUUGAAGGGAACAGAGAGGAACCUGGAAAGUGGCAGGAGCUAACUAGAGUCCAAGGAGUAGAAACAGAGGCUGUGUUAUCUUUGGCUCCAUAUGUGAGAUAUCAGUUCAGGGUCAUAGCUGUGAAUGAAGUGGGGAGAAGUCACGCCAGCCUUCCAUCGGACCAUCAUGAAACUCCACCAGCAGCUCCGGACAAGAAUCCACAGAACAUCAGGGUUCAAGCAUCCCAACCCAAGGAGAUGAUUAUAAAAUGGGAGCCUUUGAAAUCCAUGGAGCAGAAUGGGCCAGGACUGGAGUAUAGAGUGAGCUGGAAGCCCCAGGGAGCACCUGAGGAAUGGGAAGAAGAAACAGUUACAAACCACACACUGCGGGUGAUGACACCUACUGUCUAUGCUCCUUAUGAUGUCCAAGUCCAAGCCAUCAAUCAACUCGGCUCUGGGCCUGAGCCUCAGCCAGUGACACUCUAUUCAGGGGAAGACUAUCCUAGUACAGCUCCUGUGAUCCAUAGUGUAGAUGUUAUGAACAGCACAUUAGUUAAAGUUACCUGGUCAUCAAUUCCAAAAGAAACAGUACAUGGGCUUCUGAAAGGAUACCAGAUAAAUUGGUGGAAAACCAAAAGUCUGUUGGAUGGAAGGACACAUCCCAAAGAAGUGAACAUCUUAAGAUUUUCAGGACAGCGAAAUUCGGGAAUGGUUCCUUCCCUAGAUGCCUUUAGUGAAUACCACUUAACAGUCUUAGCCUAUAAUUCCAAAGGAGCUGGUCCAGAAAGUGAGCCUUAUAUAUUUCGGACACCAGAAGGAGUACCUGAACAGCCAAGUUUUCUCAAGGUCAUCAAAGUUGAUAAAGACACUGCCACUUUAUCCUGGGGACUUCCUAAGAAACUAAAUGGAAAUUUAACUGGUUAUCUUUUACAAUACCAGAUAAUAAACGACACCUAUGAGAUUGGAGAAUUAAAUGAAGUCAACGUUACUACUCCAUCUAAAUCUAGCUGGCAUCUCUCAAACCUCAACGCGACAACCAAAUACAAGUUCUACUUGAAGGCAUGCACCUCGAAAGGCUGUGGAAAGCCAAUAAGUGAGGAAAGUGUCACACUGGGAGAAGGGAAAUAUGCUGGCUUAUACGAUGACAUCUCCACUCAAGGAUGGUUUAUUGGACUGAUGUGUGCAAUCGCUCUGCUCACACUGAUAUUGUUAACUAUUUGCUUCGUGAAGAGGAACAAAGGUGGAAAGUAUUCAGUAAAAGAAAAGGAAGAUUUACACCCAGAUCCAGAAGUUCAAUCAGCAAAAGAUGAAACUUUUGGUGAAUACAGUGACAGUGAUGAAAAGCCUCUCAAAGGAAGCCUUCGAUCCUUGAAUAGGAACAUGCAGCCCACAGAGAGUGCUGACAGCUUAGUGGAAUAUGGAGAGGGAGACCACUCCAUAUUCAACGAAGACGGAUCUUUUAUUGGCGCCUACACUGGCGCUAAGGAGAAGGGGUCUGUUGAAAGCAAUGGAAGUUCGACGGCCACGUUCCCACUCCGAGCAUAAGCACAGCACAUUCAUGCACCAUGGCUGGCUAGCCUAGACGUCCCCUGUCUCUUCUGGGGAGCAAAGCCUUUUACAAAGGAGUAGAAACACGUGUCCAGAGGUUGACAUUCUGACAUUCUGCAAUUUUGCUGAGAAAAAUAGCACUGCCUUCAAAAAGAAAAAAAAAAAUCAAAAUCAGAUGUCAAACACUUCAAGCCUGUGUUUCAUUUUUGGUUUUGUUUUCGGGUGCUCAAAAUGCAAAACACAAAACAAAUCCUGUACUUAGAUCCACUUUGACUGAAUCCAAAGUUCCUGUUUCACGUACUCCACAUCUGCCUGGUUCUCCUGUUGAAUGUGUGUGCAUUAACGUUGCUAACUGUGUGGGUUUCUCUCUGGAUGCACAAUUGUACUUAGUUUGUAAGAACUAUUUUAGUGACUUUGAUUCACUACAGGUUAAAAGAUUGUAAGCAAGCAAGCUGGUUAUUUAAAAUGUAAAAAGGAAUAUGAAUGUCUUAUUAAACACUUCAUGGAAUCUAUACAGUCUAAAGUUAUUAUUUAAAACUUUAGUAGUAAAAGUUGUAGAUGAUCUUGCAACACGUAUUUAUUGAGCUCCUAUUUGCCCAGAGGCUGCCAUCUUUAUGCAGAGUUACAAUGUUUUCAGUUUUUGGAUGAUUGUCUUUAAUUUCUGUCAGUAUGGUAACUCUGCAUCUUUCUUUCUUUCUUCC
Peromyscus eremicus (cactus mouse) is the source of this 4293-nucleotide messenger RNA. RefSeq names its product cell adhesion molecule L1 like (gene Chl1). Bases 74 to 3589 code for a protein of 1171 amino acids. Gene Ontology annotation, biological process: brain development; cell-cell adhesion. Lineage: Eukaryota; Metazoa; Chordata; Mammalia; Rodentia; Cricetidae. The record is from RefSeq and is a predicted model, not a curated record. Gene Ontology annotation, molecular function: cell-cell adhesion mediator activity. The transcript has 25 exons.